AUGCCCGCCCAUUUGUACUACCCCGACGACAGCGAUCAUCAGGGACACCACAGAAGCGCCAGUCACUCCUUCAAAGGAAGGAUCAGGAGGGCUUCGCUCUCGCUCAUGAAGGGCUUUGCGCAACGUCGUGACCGCCGCAGCUCUGAACCGGCCGUCGAUGGCUACCUGAUCCAGCCCAGCACCAGCAGCUCGACCUGGAAUCGCUUGCGCUCCGCCACAUCCUUCCGACAUUCAAGGAUACUGUCCCGGCAGCCGUCUCUCGAUCCUGUCUACGCGCAGCUCGAAUCAUCGUAUGUGCCCGAUCUGCCGAUACCUGGCAAUGGAAACGCCCCUCCGAUCAUCCCCUCCAAUACUGGCGCAGCAGCCAAGGCGGCUGCAGCUAUGCAGAACGAGUACCUCGCUUUAAGUGAGCGCCAAAGACAGGAUGGGUGGUCGUACAUCGAAGGUGUGCACAACGACGGGGAGAGUGGCAUUGGCAUUAGCUUGACCCCGUCAGAAUCGAACGUCGACAUGGUCUCGGAGAUGGACUGCAGCAUCCCUAGGAUAGAUUUUGUCUCUCACCUGCCGCCCGAGCUCGUCGUCCAGAUCCUGUCGUGUCUGGAUGCCGCACAGUUGAGUGCCGUUGGCAGGGUCUCGAGGCGGUGGAAUCAGACCGUCUCGGAUCAGCACAUCUGGCGCGAAGCAUUUCUGCGUGAGAAGACGCGGACUUAUGCUACUGGUCACAAUGCCCAGCCGGGUACGGGCUGUGGCAUCCCUCCCGUCCGCCAAGGGAGUGACUGGCGCAUGAUCUACAAGGCGCGACACGAGCUUGAGCAGCAAUGGACAACAAAGAAACAGCCUCAGGCUACCUAUCUGAACGGGCAUCUGGAUAGUAUCUACUGCCUGCAGUUUGAUGAGAACAAAAUCAUCACUGGCUCCAGAGACAAAACCAUACGGAUUUGGGACAUGCACCUGUUGCAAUGCCGCCUGAUCAUUGGUCCGCCCGAGGUCGUCAACCAAACCCAAAUACUUUUUGACCCCAAUGGAAAACCGCUCCACUAUGCUUCGAGCGAAGACAAUGACCGGGCUUGUCCAUCCGUUCCUGUCACUGUGUCCUUUCCCAUUCACCACAAGGCAUCCAUCCUUUGCCUGCAGUACGACGACGAGAUCCUUGUCACAGGCUCCUCGGACUCCUCGUGCAUUGUCUACAAUGUCCGUUCGGGAUACCGACCUGUCCGACGUCUGGAGCACCACACUGCCGCUGUUCUCGACCUUGCAUUUGACCGCAAGCACAUUGUUACAUGCUCCAAGGACAUCACGAUCUGCGUCUGGGACAGGGCUACUGGUGCGCUGGUGAAGCAGCUCACGGGUCACACCGGACCGGUCAACGCCGUACAGCUGCGUGACAAUACCAUCGUGUCGUGUUCUGGAGACUUUCGAGUCAAGCUGUGGAACCUCGACAGCGGCAAGGUCGUCCGUGAGUUCAUGGGCCACACAAAGGGACUCGCUUGCAGUCAAUUCUCUGAAGACGGCAGGUAUAUUGCCUCUGCAGGUAGUGACAAGGUCAUCCGCAUUUGGGACGCCAACACGGGCGAGUGCAUCCGCGAGAUCCAGGCCCACGAGUCCCUGGUGCGCAGUUUGCAUAUUGACAGCAUCAGCGGCCGCCUGGUCAGCGGCAGCUACGACACGGAUAUCAAGGUGUUUGACAUGGAGACGGGCGAGCAGGUUGCGGACUUCCCACGCCGGCACGCCAGCUGGGUCCUCAGCGCCAAGAGCGAUUACCGGCGCAUCGUGAGCACUGGGCAAGACCCCAAGAUCCUGAUUCUCGAUUUCGGCGCAGAUGUUGCUGACAUCCAGUGCCUCGAGAGCUCCCGCAAGCGCGAGUCGGUGUAUGACGCUGGCUUUAUUUGA
This is a messenger RNA of Microdochium trichocladiopsis, 1890 nucleotides long. Its product is annotated as WD40-repeat-containing domain protein. NCBI's taxonomy places the organism in Eukaryota, Fungi, Ascomycota, Sordariomycetes, Xylariales, Microdochiaceae. Gene Ontology annotation, molecular function: protein binding. The transcript is spliced from 2 exons. Bases 1 to 1890 code for a protein of 629 amino acids. The record is from RefSeq and is a predicted model, not a curated record.